AAGUGUGAACAUUUUUCUGUGUUAGUUGAACAUUGUGCUGUAUAACUAAAGGUUGUUAUUGUUAAUUUGAACAGAAAAAAAACUCUGUGUGAUCUGAUCAUACAUCGCUGAUUUAAUCGAUUCAAACUUGUUCGGUUAUCAAAGUAUUUGCAAAGAGUGAAAAAAAGCCAAAUUGUUAGAAUGUCUGACGUCAGUGAAAUUCCUGUAAGCUUCAACAAAACUUUAUUGGACAAAGCUUUACUACGAUACACCAACGAUCCGAGUCUUCAAUUGAUCGACUACAAUAUACAAGACAAUUCGGCCGACAUCAGUGACCAUUUCUCAAGCAUUAUGUUCAAAGUAAACUUACACUACAAACGGGACAGUGCAAGUAACGAUGACAAUGUGCACGAAAUUAAUGCAAUCGUUAAAACAUUACCGGAUGUGCCAGACCAGUCACACAACACCCACUUGCAAUAUGUGACGGAAACAGCACAAUUCGAUACCGAACUGAAGGUGUAUGAGAAAAUCUUGCCGAAAAUAGACUCAAUGUUGUAUGGUAUGGGCUUGAAUAGUGUGGCGCCAAGACAAAUUUAUCAAACCAAUCACAAUGCACCAAUUCCGAUACUCAUAAUGGAAGACAUGGUCUCCUUGGGAUAUACAACAAUAAAGGAUCGCCGUCAAAUUUCAUUUGAUGCGGCCAAAAUGCUGAUAGGAAAACUAGCCCAACUCCAUGCUACUUCUUUUGUGUUGGAUAAACAAAUGAACGAGACGGUGGGACAAUUGGAUAGCAUUUACUUUGAUUUUCACCAAGACAUAAGCUAUUGUGAAGACAUGGACAAGUGUAUUGCUAUGAUGAAGCAAUUCGACGGAUUCGAGAAUAUUGUCGAGAAACUUGAAGGUAAAACAGAAGAAUUAUUUGAAACGGUACGAAAUUUGUACUAUAGUCCGAACGAUGCUGCAUGCAAAGUGCUCUGCCAUGGGGAUAUGAAAUUCCAAAACACUUUGUUAAAAACGAAUGGUGGUGAAGUGGCCAAUGGGAUAUUUGUUGACUUUGCCUACGCAAAUUUUCAUUCGCCAGCCAUUGACCUGUUCGAAUUUUUGUAUAAAGUACCCGCAUUAGAUGUUAUUAUUCAUAGAAAACAUCGAGAUGAACUGAUCAAUCAUUACAUGAAUAUGUUCGGAACCGUUUUAACUGGAGCGGCCUUUGAACGUGUUGAUGAGACAAUUGAAAACGUUAAAAAUGAGAUGGAUCGGUGUGAUGAGCUCCAGCUGUGGUUUCUUAUGUUUUUGGUCGUUUACUAUAUGGAUACGUUUGAUGAAGACAGUGAAGAAGACACCGAGAUCCUAGAUUACGAAAAAACUUGGUUGAAAACUGUAUUGGGUGAGCUACUAAAAUGUUAAAAGAUUUGUUUCGUUGACGUUAUCUUAGAUUAGUUAGUACAAUCUCCUC
Molecule: messenger RNA, 1432 nt
Organism: Bradysia coprophila
Lineage: Eukaryota; Metazoa; Arthropoda; Insecta; Diptera; Sciaridae
Source: RefSeq, a predicted model, not a curated record